CGAAACGGGAAGUUGUUGGUACACUGCUGCAGAGAAAUGUCCUAGCUGAGCCGAAUGAAUGGACGCCCUGAUGCUGUGAGGUGCCUUUGACCACAUCUGUCCAACAUGAGCUGAAGCCUCCGGCUCUUCGCUCCGCUCCGACGCUCCUGUCCGCACACGUUUCCCGCCGCCGCUGGUCAGGGUACCAUGGCAACGAGGAUGAAGCUGAAGCUGAAGACUGUGUUUGUGCUCUACUUCAUGGUCUCCCUGCUGGGCCUCGUCUAUGCACUGAUGCAGCUCGGCCAGCGCUGUGACUGCACCGACCACGACCUGCCCAAAGACCGAAUCAUAUCCCGGCUGCGGGGGGAGCUGCACCGCCUUCAGGAGCAGAUGAGGAAGUCCGAGGCGACAAAACAACCCCAGAAGCAACCAGCCAAGCCCUCCCCGCCCACCAUCUUUGUCAUCACUCCCACAUAUGCAAGGCUGGUGCAGAAGGCCGAGCUCACCCGUUUGGCCCAGACCUUCCUCCACGUCGCUCAGCUCCACUGGAUCGUGGUGGAGGAUUCGCCGCACAAGACGCCGCUGGUGAGCGAACUCCUGGCGAAGAGUGGCCUCGCCUACACUCACCUCCACAUGCCCACCGCCAAGGACCGCAAACUACAGGAGGGCGACCCCAGCUGGCUGAAGCCUCGCGGAGUCGAGCAGAGAAACGAGGGACUACGGUGGCUGAGAGAGGACAGAAGGGCUCAGCCAGGAGGAGACAACCAGCAGGGAGUGGUUUACUUUGCUGAUGACGACAACACAUACAGCCUGCAGAUAUUUGAGGAGAUGAGGAGCACCCAAAGAGUUUCAGUGUGGCCGGUGGGGCUGGUUGGAGGGAUGAAAUAUGAGAGGCCCGUGGUGGAAGCAGGAAAGGUGGUUCGCUUCCAUACCGGCUGGCGUCCGAGUCGCCCCUUCCCCAUGGACAUGGCCGGCUUCGCUGUGUCCCUCAAGUUGGUCCUGGCCAACCCGGAGGCUUGUUUCGACGGAGAGGCGCCGAUGGGCUUCCUGGAAAGCAGCUUCCUUCAGGGACUGGUGACGAUGGACGAACUGGAACCCAAAGCGGACAACUGCUCCAAAGUGCUGGUGUGGCACACGAGGACAGAGAAACCCAAGAUGAAGAGGGAGGAGGCGCUGCAGGCUCAGGGACUGGGCUCAGACCCUGCUGUGGAGGUCUGAGGAACACACACACACACGUUAACACACACACACACACACAUGGUGUAAAGCUGCUGUUUAAUGCUGCAUAUGUAACUCUGCGUUGUACAUACUGUAAACUAUCUGUUAGAUCAAACAUUUAAAUUUACCUGGUUAUGUCGUGUCGGGUAGUAAAUGUGUGUGUGUGCGUAUAUUGAGUGAGUGUGUGUCGUCACAACUGUGCUGACUGUAUGUUUAUUUUUUUUUUUCAGUUUCAGUAAGUUUGAUGUCUUUGUUUAGCAGUACAGUGGGUGAUGGGUUUAAGUAUGACCUGAAGGGGGCGCCAGUUUAAAGGUUAAUGCUGUUACACUGCUGGUGCGUUUUUUGCUCAAAGCCGGAGGGAGGAGGCGUCUUCUUCCAGACUCUUGUAUCAUUUGUAGGGUUUUACUUGUUUACUCGUGCUCAGUGGAAAUCCCACGAUGUUAACCAUUCCUGCCGGCAGUUAGAUCCUUUUAUGUCACACCGGGUCUGUCUAUGUUCCCUCGGUUUAACCAGUGCAGCCGCGGACGUCUUUGUCUGAAGUUUUGACCAAGAUUCAGUUGCAACAGAGCACUUUAUUCAUGCAUGGCUUCUGUUUUUUGCGUGAUAAGUCUGUAUGGGUGCUUUUAUUUUGAAGUCACACGUCAAAAAUAGUCAUCAGUCAUCAAAGGCAUGAUAAUAAUCUCUAUUCAAACUGUGUAAUACAAAUGUCAAGGUAAUAGUAUUGUGGAGCCAAGGUAGUGCAUAGGUGCAUUUUUUUGACAGUAAAUAUAUUCAUAACAUACACAGCAGCCGCCAAACAGUGAACAAACUAGACUCUAGUUGUUGCCUUGUCUUUAUUCUGCCCUCAUACACCUGUUACAGCCACAGCUAGGACAAUUUAGCAACACCACACUGCAACACAGGCAUGACAAACACAGAGACGUGGUGUUUUCCACACCCACAGUAGCUUUAGUGUUAAAGCUCAGAGCACAAAUGCUGGUUCUCAGUAGUGUCACAGCACACGACAACUAGUCCAAGCCAGCAUUUUGUACGUUUAGUUUUAGUGCUGCUUUUUAAGCCCCGGAUGAGGGAACACUACUGAAGCUCAUAUAAAUUCCUUAUGCAAUAAACAGACGCAGAAACCGCCAUCCAUGUUACAUUUCAACACUUUGGUGAUCAAAACAAAACACUUGAAUUUGCCUUUUACAGGCAGGAAACCCCUGGUACUCCACAGUAGCUGUAUUUCAAAGGUAUAUUUGAGGGAAAAAAACGCUUCAAACACGAACCGUUUGAUUAUCAAAGUAACAUUAAAAGUCGAACAAGUGCUCCUCAGCUACUGUUGUACGACACUGUAAAAACAGCUAGUGCCUGCUUAAGUGUAAUUAGUGCCUGUAAGAAAGUUCUCUACUGGUGUAUCAUGUAUUUAUUACUGUUAUAUUGUUCUUUACAUUGUACGAUGUGAUUAUGUCUGUCCCUGGCCUUGAAAAUAAACUGAGAUAAUGUAA
This is a messenger RNA of Stegastes partitus (bicolor damselfish), 2681 nucleotides long. RefSeq names its product beta-1,3-glucuronyltransferase 3 (glucuronosyltransferase I) (gene b3gat3). Gene Ontology annotation, biological process: carbohydrate metabolic process; chondroitin sulfate proteoglycan biosynthetic process. Gene Ontology annotation, molecular function: galactosylgalactosylxylosylprotein 3-beta-glucuronosyltransferase activity. The record is from RefSeq and is a predicted model, not a curated record. Lineage: Eukaryota; Metazoa; Chordata; Actinopteri; Pomacentridae. Bases 187 to 1197 code for a protein of 336 amino acids. Gene Ontology annotation, cellular component: Golgi membrane. The transcript has 8 exons.